Danaus chrysippus (African queen) is the source of this 1770-nucleotide messenger RNA. The record is from the annotation of a GenBank genome assembly. Lineage: Eukaryota; Metazoa; Arthropoda; Insecta; Lepidoptera; Nymphalidae.
AUGUUUAUUAUUUUGAUAUGUUUUGUAUUUAUUUGUAAUAAGGAUUUUGUAAAUAGUGUAGUUAUAAAUGACAUGACAACCAGUUCCUUUGGAGAUAACAAUGAAGGACUAAUUGCAGCUUUUGGAGAUUUUAAUUCAGACGAAUUGACUGACGCUUUUAUAAUUAAUGGUUCAAGUGUGCAGGUACUUCUUGCUCAUGACAAAGAACCAUUUCUGCGUCCAUCACUGUAUUCAUGUAACUUUGAUAAUUUGAAUAUAACCAGCAUUGUACCUGGUGACUUUGAUGGAGAUGCUUACAUGGACAUACUUUUGACUACACAAAUUCAAAACAUUUCAUCUAACAUUCAAGAAGUAAGGAUUUUAUGGGGUGGUAUGUCUACACUUAAUUGUUCUGAUGCUGACCUAAUAAAGGCCAUAAGUAUUGGCCAGCCAUUAGUAUUGGAUUAUAAUCGGGAUAUGAUUUUAGAUUUAUUUGGAAUAAAUUCUCAAAAUCAAAGAGUAUUUUGGGUGUUUGAUAAAUCUAGGUUAACUCCAGAAGAAGUUCCCAUGAUUGGAGAUAGCUUUAAAAAAAUUAAGCUUCCCCAUUCCCAUUCAUUUCUAGAUGUUAAUGAUGACAAUGCUGCAGAUCUUUUAGUCACAACUGAAUUAGAUGUAGAAAUCUGGUUGAAUGAAGAGAUAAGUGGAUUCAAAUAUAAUAAUAGCAUUGACUUGCUUGUUGGACAUCCAACAAUAUAUGGCCAGGCAUUGUUUAUUGAUGUGGCCCUUUCAGGACAAUUCUUUUUAGUUAUACCUGUUUGCUAUGAUUUAGACUGCAUCAACAGCACAAUUCUAAUUUACGACAAUGAACAGUGGCAUGAUCUUCAAGUAGAUUUUAAUGAUGGAAAGGGCACUUUGUGGAGGUUUGUACCUCCUAGAAAUGAGACUUACCUUGACACUAUUACUAUGCGCAGUGGAGACUAUAAUAUGGAUGGAUAUCCUGAUAUUUUAAUGACUCUAAGUCCUGUUAAUGGUAAAGACACAAGAGCCUUUCUUUUGCAUAAUGUAGUAUGUAAUAAAGAGGGUUGCAAAUUUCAUAGAACUUUUGAGGUUCAAUGGGAGAGAUUCAGUACAUUUGGGAACAAUGUAGUAAUGGCUACAUUUUAUGAUUUUUAUAUGGAUGGUGUCCUUGAUGUUAUUUAUGUUCAAAGAAAUAUGACUACAGGGAAACAUUUUCUAAGAGCUUUUAGAAAUGAAUUAGAAUAUGAUACAAAUUUUAUAAAAGUAAUAGUUGUUACUGGUCUUAGCAAUAAGAAAAUACCUACUAUUAAUGGAACUUUGAUCACCAGAAAGGUGACUUUUGGCACAAAUUUACCAGGGCCUAAGAUUGGAUACAAUACUUGGUCACAGGAAGGCAAUUAUCGGACUGGUGUAUGUGCACAACUUCCACAAUCUGCAUAUUUUGCUUUACAACUACCAUAUUCUAUUUUCGGCCUAGAUCGGACUCCAAAUUUUGUUGAUACAUUAACAGUUGGUCUCUUAGGUUUUUCGAAAAGCUGGACUCAAAUUAUACCAAAUUCUCAGAUAGUUUUGAUACCCGCUCCUCCAAGUGACCCUUCCCAAUGGCGUGCCCAACUUUUUGUAACACCAAGUAAAGUUAUUCUUAAAAGUGUAUUUGUCCUAACCGCUAUUAUUAUUGUAAUAAUUGGAUGUGUUCUUUACUUGCAUUGGAAAGAGAGGAAUGACCGUCAAGAUAUUAUAGAAAUUGAUGAAAAAACAUAUGUUAAAAUUUAG